AUGUCCAUCCAAGUUGCGACCGUCGCUGUGGUAGCGGCCAUAUACUUUCUCAUCCGCCUCCUGAACCGCACCGAUGUGCCCAAAAUCAAGGGCAUCCCCGAGAUUCCCGGUUGGCCAAUCUUUGGAAGUCUGAUCGAGCUGGGCGAGAACCAUGCGAAGGUCGCUCGGGAAUGGUCCAAGAAAUACGGCCCUGUAUUUCAGGUCCGCAUGGGCAACAGGAGAAUCAUCUUCGCCAAUACCUUCGAUUCUGUGAAACACUUCUGGAUCAACAAUCAGUCAGCCCUGAUCUCCCGUCCUACUCUCCACACUUUCCACACCGUCGUCUCGAGCUCCCAAGGAUUCACCAUCGGCACCUCCCCUUGGGAUGAGUCCUGCAAGCAGCGCCGCAAGGCCGCGGCCACGGCGCUUAACCGUCCGGCCGUGCAGAGCUACAUGCCCAUUAUUGACCUGGAAUCGUACGUCUCGAUCAAGGAGAUGCUCGAAGAUAGCGCGUACGGCGAGAAGGAUGUGGACCCGACGCCGUACUUCCAGCGCUUCGCCCUCAACACGUCUCUCACGCUCAACUACGGCAUCCGCAUCUCGGGCAACAUUGGCGACGAGCUGCUCCAGGAAAUUGUGCACGUCGAGCGCGAGAUCUCCAACUUCCGCAGCACCUCCAACAACUGGCAAGACUACAUCCCGCUGAUGCGCAUCUGGCCCAGCAAGACGAACCGGGGCGCCGAGGAGUACCGCAAGCGUCGCGACGUUUACCUGACCAGGCUGCUGGACGAGCUCAAGGAGAACAUCAGGAACGGAACCGACAAGCCGUGCAUCACUGGUAACAUCAUCAAAGACCCGGAAGCCAAGUUGAACGAAGCUGAGAUCAAAUCCAUCUGCCUGACCAUGGUCUCGGCCGGCCUGGACACGGUCCCCGGCAACCUGAUCAUGGGCAUCGCCUCGCUAACCUCGCCCGCCGGCCAAGCCAUCCAGAAGCGCGCGUACGACGAGAUCCAGCGCGUGUACCCGGACGGCGACGCGUGGUCGCGGUGCCUGGUCGAGGAGAAGGUGCCGUACGUGACGGCACUCGUCAAAGAAGUGCUGCGCUUCUGGACCGUCAUCCCCAUCUGCCUGCCGCGCGUCAGCACCAAGCCCAUCACCUGGAACGGCGCCACCGUGCCCGCCGGCACCACCUUUUACAUGAACGCCUACGCCGCCGACUACGACGAGGACCACUUCGGCAACCCGUACGAGUUCGACCCCGAGCGCUAUCUUAAGACUGAUGGCGGCGCGCCCGAGGUCGCCGGCACCCCGCACUACGGAUACGGCGCUGGCAGCAGGAUGUGCGCUGGCAGCCACCUCGCGAACAGGGAGCUGUACACGGCGUUUGUGAGGUUGAUCACUGCGUUUGAGUUCAGGGCGCCGAAGAAGGCGGAGGAUCGCCCCAUUAUGGAUUCCCUGGAGGCGAACGCCCUGCCGACUAGCUUGACCAUGGAGCCCAAGAGGUUCAAGGUCGGGUUCAGGGUUAGGGACCGGGCGGUGUUGGAGAAGUGGAUUGCGGAGAGUGCGGAGAAUACGAAGGAUUUGUAA
This is a messenger RNA of Lasiodiplodia theobromae, 1566 nucleotides long. Its product is annotated as Phenylacetate 2-hydroxylase protein. The transcript is spliced from 3 exons. Gene Ontology annotation, molecular function: monooxygenase activity; iron ion binding; oxidoreductase activity, acting on paired donors, with incorporation or reduction of molecular oxygen. The record is from RefSeq and is a predicted model, not a curated record. The coding region runs from base 1 to 1566 and encodes 521 amino acids. Lineage: Eukaryota; Fungi; Ascomycota; Dothideomycetes; Botryosphaeriales; Botryosphaeriaceae.